GCCAGUCGACCCAGUAGUGUCAAGAUCCUCGACCGAUACAGAGGAAUGGCAAGAGGUGAAGGACAUCUCACUGGAGGCCACAGGAGCUUUGUGAAGCCAGCAGGGCACAACACAUGGAAAGACGACCAACAAAUCACUGUUGAUGAGAGGAGUGAAACUUCAACCCAGCAUGUUAUCGUGAUAGAGUCUGCGGAUGCAGAGGCUACAGGUCCUGGGGUCAAACAGGAGAGGUCUGAAGGAGAGGAAGACCUACAGCACAGCAGAGACAUCCAGGCUGGAGCGCCCCCUGUAGCCACAGAGGACCCCGCCCCAGCGCAGCCCAGGACCCGACACAGCAUCAGUGGACUGCAGAACGCUGUCCUCAAGUCAGAGUCCAGCACCGAGACUUUAACUGUAACACACAGGUUCUUACACACAGGAUCUGACCACAGAUCAGACCCAGAGAGACUAGGGCCACUGGCCUGUCCUCCUGCUCCCGGCUCAGAAUAUUUACCAGUAUUUCACCAGAGCCAGAGGACGGUUAAUUCCUGUGGGGAUGUUGAGGGUGAUGCGUUAGACACUGGCAGUGAUGAUCCAUCUUGUUCUUACGCUACAGAAAUAGAUCCUGGCAAAAUGCCCUUGGGUUUAGAGACACAGACUGAUCUGUCUAGAGGUGACUGGAACCGGUACAGUAAUAGGUUAUACUCUGAAGGGUGCCUAGAUAAGAAAGAGGAGGUUAUAAUGGUAGAUGAGGUGAAAGUGGAGGGUGAAGCUCCUCCCACAUGGAAUGCAGAUAGUCACCUAGGAGACAGACACUCACAGGGCAGAGAUUUCUUAAAUUACAGGGGAAGCUUAGAGAAAAAUCUAAAUGUCGCCACCCACUCCUCUUUACAUGCGUUCAGGGGUCGUGACCCAGUGUUCACGUCGAUGGCACCUUCCGAUUCACAUAGCGACGUCCUUUUCGAUCAGUUAUUGAACUCAAACAACAUGGCUAGAGCCCAGGCUCAGGGGGAAGGAGCCACAUCAGGCAAUAGUAAAGAGAAAAGAUUCCUCUGCAUGUUCUGUCACAAAGGCUUCAGUUGUCCCCAGAAGGUGGAGAGGCACCAGAGGGUCCACACAGGGGAGAAACCCUUCAGCUGUACCCAGUGUGAGAAGAGGUUCUCCCGCCAGGACAACCUGAAGAUGCACCAGAGGGUCCACACAGGGGAGAAACCCUUCAGCUGUACCCAGUGUCACAUGCGCUUCGCCCUGGCAGGAAACCUGAAGAUGCACUUGAAGGUCCACACGGGAGAAAGGCCAUUCGCCUGUACGCACUGCGGGAAGAGAUUCUCAGAGAGGAGAUACCUCAGGAUACACCAGCAGAAAAACCAUGCCAUUCUAUGAUAUAGAAAGUAACCAUUCCACUCGAUAGCUUCUGACGUUUAGAUCAAACCCUGCAUUAAAGACAAAGAUGAAUGUCAGCAGAAUAGAUCCACUGAUUACUUUUGACUUAUCAUAGCUGCCUUUUUUCAGUAUAGGACUCAAAUGUAAUGGGGAUGGGUAAACUCUCCAUGUUGAUAGUGUGUUUAUUAUCUAUCUGUGUGUUCAUAUAUGUCUGUGUCCUCUGGAUCACCUCUCUUCCAGGAGGAGAAUCCAGAGUGUCAAUUUAUAUAUUACACUAGAUGACUGAUAAGGGGCUCUGCUUUGAAACCGCGCCUCCAUUUUGGCACUCCCCCACCCAUGUAAAAAAAACAUUUUGGAAGCUCCAGAAAUGCAUUUAUUAAUGUCUACAUUUGUUUUUGCCAUGUUUAUUAUAAUACAGACAUCUUAAUGCAUACUUUAAAUUAUAUUAUGUAAGCUAAACAUAAUUUUUUUGAAAGUAAAAUGGAGAAAAAAAAAUUAUACUUAAGGAAAAUGUUAAGGUUCUAAUAUUACUGUCCCUACUAGGAAAAUAAAUACUUAAAGCUGCAAUAUGUAACUUUUUGGUGACCUGACCAAAUUCACAUAGAAAUGUGAGUUAUAGAUCUGUCAUUCUGAUUGAAAUCAAGCA
Oncorhynchus mykiss (rainbow trout) is the source of this 2008-nucleotide messenger RNA. RefSeq lists its product as uncharacterized. NCBI's taxonomy places the organism in Eukaryota, Metazoa, Chordata, Actinopteri, Salmoniformes, Salmonidae. Gene Ontology annotation, biological process: regulation of gene expression. The record is from RefSeq and is a predicted model, not a curated record. Gene Ontology annotation, cellular component: nucleus.